Molecule: messenger RNA, 948 nt
Organism: Mycosarcoma maydis (corn smut)
Lineage: Eukaryota; Fungi; Basidiomycota; Ustilaginomycetes; Ustilaginales
Exons: 1
Coding region: 1-948 (315 amino acids)
Biological process (GO): nuclear-transcribed mRNA catabolic process; ribosomal large subunit biogenesis; ribosomal large subunit assembly
Cellular component (GO): preribosome, large subunit precursor; nucleolus
Molecular function (GO): RNA binding
Source: RefSeq, a predicted model, not a curated record
AUGCCACGAGCUAAGCGGGCCAAGGUUGUGUCCCUGACGCGAACGGACAAAAAGACGAAAGAAGACAAAGCCAAUCUGAUCGACAAAGUUCGUGAUGCGGCUCAAGAAUACCCUUACGUUUGGAUCCUCGGUCACCACUCGAUGCGCAACAACUACCUCAAAGAGGUUCGCGAUCUCUGGAAGGGAAGCAAGAUCUUUUUUGGCAAACUCAAAGUGCUCGCCCUCGCACUCGGAAUGACAGAGGAGGAGGAAGUAAGGACAGGUAUUAGUGGUAUCAGCCAACGUCUUUCGGGCGAUGUGGGCCUGCUGUUCACCGAGUCGCCGCCCGCUGAGGUGAUUGACUGGUUCAAGGACUACCAGCGAGUCGAUUUUGCAAGAGGAGGAAGCAAGGCAACUGAAACCAUCGAGUUGCCAGAAGGACCUGUCAUGGCUCGUUCCAACCCCCCCGAUACGCUCCCGCACCCGGUCGAACCGCAAUUGCGACAAUUGGGAAUGCCCACCGAGCUGAGACGCGGUAUUCCUACGUUGCUCCAGAACUACGUCGUGUGCAAGGAGGGUCAGACGCUUACGUCGAAUCAAGCACAGAUCCUCAAGCACAUUCUUGUUCACAUGGCUGCUUUCCGAUUAAUCCCCUUGGCGUACUGGAGCGCAGCGGAUGCAGAAGAGGAAAAGGGAGAACGUGGUGUUCAUCUCAUCGAUCUUUCCGAACAUGAUCAACAGCUCGUAGGCAACCAGGCUGGAAAGCUGCGUGCACCUAGCGACAACGGUUGGUCAAGAGACCGCAAGGGUGACGGCGCCGCUAAGAAGUCGAACGGAAAGGACCAAGACAGCGAUGCCGAUCAAGAUAUGGAGGAAGACGACAAUGAUGACGAGGAUGACGAGGAUGACGACAGCCAGGACGCCGAAGACGCUGUCACAAAAGACAUGAUGAUGCCUGACGGCCUUUAA